Molecule: messenger RNA, 1542 nt
Organism: Vicia villosa (hairy vetch)
Lineage: Eukaryota; Viridiplantae; Streptophyta; Magnoliopsida; Fabales; Fabaceae
Product: benzyl alcohol O-benzoyltransferase-like
Exons: 2
Coding region: 1-1377 (458 amino acids)
Molecular function (GO): acyltransferase activity, transferring groups other than amino-acyl groups
Source: RefSeq, a predicted model, not a curated record
AUGGCCCAAUCUCUGGUAUUCACGGUGAGAAGGCGUGCACCUGAACUUAUAACACCUGCAAAACCAACACCUCAUGAAACCAAAUUACUUUCAGACAUUGAUGACCAAGAUGGUUUACGUUUACAAAUUCCAGUUAUACAAUUUUACAGCUAUGAUCCAAAUAUGAUAGGGAAAGACCCUGUUGAAGUUAUUCGAAAAGCAUUGGCAAAAACACUUGUGUUUUACUAUCCAUUUGCAGGCAGAUUGAGGGAAGGUCCCGGUAGGAAACUUAUGGUUGACUGUAAUGAAGAAGGUGUAUUGUUCAUUGAAGCUGAUGCUGAUGUUACUCUUAAACAAUUUGGUGAUGCUCUUCAUCCUCCAUUUCCUUUAUUGAAUGAGCUUCUUUAUGAUGUUCCUGGUUCUUCAGAUUUGCUUAAUACUCCACUGCUGCUUGUUCAGGUAACACGUCUAAAGUGUGGUGGUUUCAUUUUCGCGCUUCGUUUAAACCAUACAAUGAGUGACGCGCCAGGUUUAGUUCAAUUCAUGAGCGCCUUAGGAGAAACAACUCGCGGAAUGGACAAACCUUCAAUCUCACCAGUGUGGUGCAGAGAGCUUCUAAAUGCAAGGGAUCCACCAAGAGUGACGUGCACUCACCGUGAAUAUGAAAGAGCGCCCGACAAAAAAGAAAACCUCAUUCCCUUCGAUGACAUGGUUCACCACACUUUCUUCUUUGGUCCUACUGAGGUAGCUGCAAUUCGCUCUCUUCUUCCACCUUGCCAACGACAACAAUACUCGAAUUUUGAAAUCAUCGCCGCUUACUUUUGGCGUUGUCGUACUAUAGCAUUACAACUAAAUCCUAAUGAAGAAGUUCGUAUAAUCUGCAUUGUCAAUGCGCGGAGCAAACAUGUAAACCUACUGCUACCAAAUGGUUACUAUGGUAACGCUCUAGCGAAACCUGCUGCAGUUACAACUGCAGGAAAACUAACUGAAAAUCCCUUGGCGUAUGCUUUGGAUUUAGUUAAGAUGGCAAAAGCAAAUGUCACACAAGAGUAUAUGCGUUCAAUUGCGGACUUAAUGGUCAUCAAGGGUCGACCUGGUUAUACAGUGGAGGGAUUGUAUCUAGUUACUGAUGUGACACGUGCUGGAUUUAGAGAGGUAGAUUUUGGUUGGGGGAAAGCUGUUUAUGGAGGACCGGCUAGAACAGGAGAUGGUGGUAUUGCUGGCUUUCAUAUACCUUUCAAAAAUGCUAAAGGGGAGGAUGGUUUGAUUAUACCAUUUUUUCUCCCAUCUCAUGCCAUGGAGAGGUUGAUAAAAGAGACGGAUAAUUUACUUAAGAGAAACAUUAACCAGCUUACUAAGAAUAAUCCAAAAUCUGGUAUCACUAUUUCUUCAUUGUAGUCCAUAAAAAAUGUUUGUUUGAAUUUUCUUUGUAUCCCAAACCACUGUUAGAAGCUAAUAAUUUAGUGUUUUAAGUCUAUAUUUGACUAUAGUAUGUUCGAUCUAGUUGAACUGAACUGUAGAGUCAGCUGUAUUCGACAAAGUCAAAUACAUCGUAUAAUUGUU